AGCUAGAUUUAAGGAGAAACGUUGAGAUCCGUGUUGUAAUCUAAUUACAGGUGCUUUAAUAGUGUUGCCUAGUCUUCCGACUAUAGUAUUAGUCUCACUCAACUCAAUCCUUGAUUAUUAUUGAUUCCUUGUAUGGUUCCCUUCAAUUCCAAUUCCCAAUAAUAACCAAUGCUUCUUUCACCUCUUUUUUAGAUUCCUAAUGCUAUGUUGCUAUAGUACUAGUACUACUUUCUCGGUUCCUUUCCAUCCCACUUGAUUCGACUCGACUCGACUCGAAACUUAUCUCGACUUAAAUAAAAGAGAGAAAAAUGGGGAAGUCAUCUUCGUCUUCUUGUUUGAAGAUCAUUGUAUGUGGUGGCGAUGCGGCCGAGAAUGAUGAUGUUCAUUCUUCUUCUGAGGCAAAGACACCAAAUGAUAAACGCGGAUGGAGUUUCAGGAAAAGAUCUGGGAGACAUCGGGUGCUAGGCAACAAUGUCAAUUCGGAAACUACCACUUUACCCGAAAAAGAAACCCCACAAGCUGGUAGUAUAAAUUUUCAAGCUCCAGUUAAGCCUACAAGUGCUGAUGAGAAGCCACAAUUGCCAAGACCAGUUGAUGAAAUUAGUAAAGCAGUUGUUGCUUCAGAAAAUGAUAAUGAAUUGAAAACAUCACUGGUGGUGGUCACUUCAGAAAAUGGUUCAACACGGGAAGAAUCAAAAGUUAUUCAGGAUCAGGAUGCUUUCCAAAGUGUUAGCAAUAAGACAUCUGCCGAAUACAAGGUGCCUGAUGCUGAUGUUGUUUCAGAAUUUGAUAGCAAGGAAACAUCAGCUGAAUCCAAAAUGGCUGAUGCUGUCGUUAUUUCAGAAUAUGAUAGCAAGGAAACGUCAGCUGAAUCCAAUAUGGCUGAUGCUGCUGUUGUUUCAGGUUAUGAUAGCAAGGAAACAGCAGCUGAAUCCAAAAUGGCUGAUGCUGCUGUUGUUUCAGAAUAUGAUAGCAAGGAAACAUCAGCUGAAUCUGAAAUGGCUGAUGCUGUUGUUGGUUCAGAACAUGAUAACAAGGAAACUUCAGCUGAAUACAAAGUGGUUGAGGCUGUUGAUGUUUCAGAAAAUGAAAGCAAUGAUACAUCCGAUGAAUCAAGUAUAGCUAGUGAAUCUUCUGAAACAAAAGAUUCAAGCAUCAAGUCUGAUGAACCUAAAUUGUCUGAGUCAGAGGUGACUUCAGAAACUGCUUGUAAUGACAGUUUAAUUAUGGAUGAAACUGUGGCUAUUAUUAUUCAAACAGCUGUGAGAGGGUUCCUGGCUCGAAGAACCUUUGUCCAGUUAAAGAGUGCUGUUAAACUUCAAGCUGUUAUUCAUGGACAUUUGGUGCGGAGAAAUGCUGUUGAAACUCUACAUUGCAUCAAAGCAAUCGUCAAGGUUCAAUCCCUUGUUCGCGCUCGCAGUUCAAAGUCAUUGGGCCAGAAAACUAAACCAAAUGAUGCUCAAUUUUCCAUUGUGAAGCUGCUCCAAAAUAGUUUUACCCGUCAGUUAUUGGAGUCAACGUCAAAGCCCAAAUCUCUAAAUAUUAGAUGUGAUCCUAUGAAGCCUAAUUCAGCCUGGAGUUGGUUGGAGAGAUGGAUGGAUGUCUCAACAUCUGAAGUUGCUGAAAAAUUAGAACCUAGUGAGGAACCAGACAAUUUGAAUGAGGCUCAGAAAAGUGCUUUGCAAGCAGAUGAUAAGUCUUCGCCACCAGUCUUUUGUGACUCAUUAGAUUCAAGUUUCAGUAUGAGGGAUAGGGAAGAAUCGGUUGAAACUGAAGAUAUUGCUGAUGAUGUUACGAUUGGUGAUACCUGCUCAGGUUGUCCUUUGUCAACAGACUUCAUGAUAGAGCAAUCUCAUCUGCAAAAGCAAGACACACUUUAUGAGGAUGUGGCUUCUGCUGAGAUCGAGUCUAGUGCAUUAGAAAUCACACACACAAAAGAAGAGCCUGUUCUUGAUGAUAUACCUGCCACACUAGCCACUGAGAUCCAACAGCCUAAACUUUCUAUGAAGCGUUCAGCAACUUCCGAGCUGAAUGAUGAGGGAAAGAAGUUUGUAUAUGGAUCAAGGAAGUCAAGUAAUCCUGCGUUCAUUGCUGCUCACUCAAAGUUUGAAGAAUUGACUUCAUCUGGAAACUCAGAAAAAUUAAAUGUUUUGUCUGAUCAAGAUGUUGAAUCUGAACCCUAUGUAAACUUAGCUCCUUCCCUUGAAGGUGUCAAGAAACGUAAUAAAUCUAGUGAUGUUGAGGCUUCUGAAACUUUGGAUCCUCGGAUUCAUGUUGCUAGAUCUGAAUGUGGAACUGAACUCUCAAUUUCUUCCACUCUUGAUUCGCCUGAUAGAUCAGAUAUGGAGAAUGCAGAAGCUUUGCCAGAAGUCCGGUUUUUGGAGGAGACAUCUUGUCUGCCUGGCGGAGAGAAGCAAGAUGAUGCCAUGCUCAGUAAUUGUGUGACUGAUGUACCUUCUACUUUGACUGAGCAGGGAGAAUUUAAUGAGAGCAAUGGUGUAUUUGUUGAUCCAGUAGCCGUUGAGGCUAGCCCACAGGUGGAUCAAAUACUCGAGACAAAGGAAUCCGAUGUGCAGUCUGAUAUUGCACCUGUGAGUUCUGAGACCAAAACAGACUCCUCAACUGUGAAGCAGAAUCAUCAAGAAAAUGGAUGUAGUGUGCCCAUAGAGCAUGAACCUUCAACAGGUCGUCAAACGUACAAAUUGUCACCUGAAGCUUCACCUCAAAGCCAUAAGACAAUCUCAGAAUCUCAGGGAACACCUUCCAGCCAAGCCUCAGUAAAAGGUAAAAGGAACAAGAUUGAAAGGCAUGGAUCAAACAAAAAACGUAAUCCUCCAUCUGCAGAAAAAAGGUCUCCAUUAAACACAAAUGUGGACUCGGGUGCAAGAAGUAGUACUGAGAAUUUGCCCAAGGAUCACAAAAGUGCAAAGAGAAGAAAUUCUUUUGGUUCAACAAAAUCUGACAUUGCAGAUCAGGAGUCCAGAGAUAGUAGUAGUCGUCUGCCGAGCUAUAUGCAAGCUACAGAAUCUGCCAGAGCCAAGGCUAGUUCUUCCCCUAGAUCAAGCCCAGAUGUCCAUGAUAAAUUAGAUUACUCUAAGAAAAGGCAUUCACUACCUGCAACUGGCAGGCAAGGGUCUCCUCAUAUUAACCGAUCAGCGUCAGAGAGUGCAAAAGCUAAUGGUUCCCAUCCUUCUAACGAGAGGAAAUGGCAAAGGUGAAAAGGUGCUGCAAGGAGUCGUAUGAACUAAUGCAACAAGAAUGGAUCUUUGGUGUAGCCGAAAUCAAGGCUCAAGAAGCUUUCCAUUUGCACUGAACCUUGUACCUUUACACUUAGGCUUACUAGAUCAUUUAAUGGAGUGUGAGUUUGUUUGUGAAAUAUAUAGAAGGGUAUAUUUAAUUUUUUUAUCUGUACAUUAUAAUCUCAUUAUUGUUUUCACUUUUCACCAACCUGAGUUUUAUCAUCGAGGUUUGCGAUAUGAAGGUGUGCACAUGUUUGUAUGACUGAUUUCUAGUACUAUGUGAGAUUUGAUUCGCAUCAUUGUACUGUUUCCUUCA
Molecule: messenger RNA, 3555 nt
Organism: Chenopodium quinoa (quinoa)
Lineage: Eukaryota; Viridiplantae; Streptophyta; Magnoliopsida; Caryophyllales; Amaranthaceae
Product: protein IQ-DOMAIN 32-like
Exons: 6
Coding region: 309-3218 (969 amino acids)
Molecular function (GO): protein binding
Source: RefSeq, a predicted model, not a curated record